AUGAUGACGAAAAUCAACCAAACGUCCCUCGUGCUAAUACGCGGGGAUAUUACACGGGAACAAGUCGAUGCGAUCGCCAACGCUGCCAACGAGCGACUCAUGGGCGGCGGUGGCGUCGAUGGUGCCAUUCACCGCGCUGGGGGACCAGCCAUCGCGGCGGAAUGCAGCGCCAUCCGCGCCAAGCAGGGUGGUUGUCCAACGGGCCAAGCCGUAAUCACGACGGGGGGCAAUCUUCCCGCGAAGCACGUCAUCCACACUGUGGGGCCGAUCUGGCGGGGCGGAACUGCUGGUGAGGCCGAACUUCUUGCUAGCUGUUAUCGGGAAAGUUUAAGGCUUGCAGUGGAGCACGGCAUCAAGACGAUUGCCUUCCCAUCCAUCAGCACCGGCGUGUACGGUUAUCCGGUCGCGCAAGCCGCGGUCAUCGCGCUCAACGCGAUAAGGCAGUUCCUCAAAGCACACGAUGGUCUCGAUGAGGUGCGUUUCGUCCUCUUCGACGAUGCGACAUACGGCGCUUACGAGAAUGCCCUUUUGGACAUGGGAGUGUAA
Geodia barretti is the source of this 546-nucleotide messenger RNA. The record is from the annotation of a GenBank genome assembly. Lineage: Eukaryota; Metazoa; Porifera; Demospongiae; Tetractinellida; Geodiidae.